Messenger RNA from Budorcas taxicolor (takin), 603 nucleotides. It is a transcript of the gene IL19, whose product is annotated as interleukin 19. The record is from RefSeq and is a predicted model, not a curated record. The coding region runs from base 1 to 603 and encodes 200 amino acids. The transcript has 6 exons. Lineage: Eukaryota; Metazoa; Chordata; Mammalia; Artiodactyla; Bovidae.
AUGAAGGCACUGUGCGUUUCCUUCUGCCUCCUGGGUGCCGGGCUCUUCCUGUGUUCAGCGCACGCCCGAGGCCUCAGGAGAUGCCUGAUUUCCACGAACUUGCACCGUAUGGAGGAGAGCUUCCGAGGAAUCAAAACAGCCAUUCAAGCUAAGGACACCUUCCAAAACGUCACCAUCCUGUCCCCAUCGGAGACCCUGCAUGGCAUUAAGCCCUUAGAUGUAUGCUGCGUGACCAAGAACCUCCUGGCAUUUUAUGUGGACAGGGUGUUCAAGGACCAUCAGGAGCUGAACCCCCAAAUCAUGAGAAAAAUCAGCAGCCUUGCCAACUCUUUCCUCUACAUGCAGAAGACUCUACAACAAUGUGGUGGUGACAAGACAGAUUUGGCCCCUGCUCUCCAGGCCUUUCCAGCCCUGGUGACAUGCAAGAAGCUGUGUCACUGCAGACAGGAAGCAACCAAUGCAACCAGAAUCAUCCAUGACAACUAUGAUCAGUUGGAGGUCCGGGCUGCUGCCGUUAAGUCUCUGGGAGAGCUGGACGUCUUUCUAGCCUGGAUUGACAAGCAUCAUCAAGGAACUUCGGCUGCCUCAAGACAAGGAACCUAA